AUGCGUACAAUGAGUUUGCACCAGGCAGUCGCGCUCUGCAUGGACCAUUGUGAUGCAUCAGGAGUUACAGGUGAUGAUAGCUUGUUCAAGACUGUAGUAUUGGCUGGAGGAAGCGCAUGUUUGCCAGGACUUGCAGAAAGGCUAGAGAAAGAACUGCAUGACCACCUUCUGUCUUAUAUAUGCAAUGGAUUCAGAGUAAUCCCUCCUCUUUGUGGCGUAGACUCAGCGUGGCAUGGAGCAAAGCUUAUCAGUAACUUAAGCACGUUUCCUGGUCCUUGGUGUAUCACAAGGAAUCAGCUCCGGCGCAAAUCAAAAAACUAA
Eruca vesicaria subsp. sativa (arugula) is the source of this 321-nucleotide messenger RNA. The record is from the annotation of a GenBank genome assembly. NCBI's taxonomy places the organism in Eukaryota, Viridiplantae, Streptophyta, Magnoliopsida, Brassicales, Brassicaceae.